This is a messenger RNA of Egretta garzetta (little egret), 1624 nucleotides long. RefSeq names its product cytochrome P450 2C9. Gene Ontology annotation, cellular component: intracellular membrane-bounded organelle; cytoplasm. Lineage: Eukaryota; Metazoa; Chordata; Aves; Pelecaniformes; Ardeidae. Gene Ontology annotation, biological process: xenobiotic metabolic process. The record is from RefSeq and is a predicted model, not a curated record. Bases 1 to 1485 code for a protein of 494 amino acids. Gene Ontology annotation, molecular function: oxidoreductase activity, acting on paired donors, with incorporation or reduction of molecular oxygen, reduced flavin or flavoprotein as one donor, and incorporation of one atom of oxygen; iron ion binding; heme binding. The transcript is spliced from 9 exons.
AUGGACCUCCUGGGAGCAGCCCCUGUUGUCGUCCUGGUUUGCAUUGCUUGCCUGCUCUCCUUCGCAGCAUGGAGAGGGAGGUCUGGAAAGGGGAAGAUGCCUCCAGGACCGUCUCCUCUUCCCAUCCUAGGUAAUGUGCUGCAAGUGAAACCAAAGAACUUGGCCAAAACCCUCCAGAAGCUUAGUGAAGAGUAUGGACCCGUGUUCACAGUGCACCUGGGCUCUGACCCAGUGGUGGUGCUGCAUGGACAUGAUGUGGUGAAAGAAGCCUUGGUUGAUCGCGCAGACGAGUUUGCUGCCAGAGGACGCAUGCCAAUAGGAGACAGGGCUAACAACGGAUUUGGGAUUAUUUUUAGCAAUAACGAGGAGUGGUUACAAGUCCGGCGGUUUGCUCUCAGCACUCUGCGCAACUUUGGAAUGGGGAAGAGGAGUGUUGAAGAGAGGAUCCAGGAGGAAACUGAGUACUUGCUGGAAGAGAUCAACAAAACAAAGGAAGCACCUUUUGACCCAACCUUCAUGCUGAGCUGUGCUGUUUCCAAUGUCAUAUGCUCCAUCGUCUUUGGGAAACGAUAUGACUAUAAAGACAAGAAGUUCCUGGCCCUGAUGAACAACAUGAACAACAUCUUUGAGAUGAUGAACUCCCACUGGGGACAGCUCUACCAGAUGUUCUCAAAGAUCCUGGAUUACUUUCCUGGCCCACACAACAGAAUAUUCACAGAAUUUGAUGCUCUAAAAGCCUUUGUGUCAGAGGAGGUGAAGAUGCAUCAAGCCUCCCUAGAUCCCAGCUCCCCUCAGGAUUUCAUCGACUGCUUCCUCAGCAAAAUGCAGGAGGAGAAAGAGCAUCCCAAUUCCAGUUUCCACAUGAAGAACCUGAUAACCAGCACCUUCGACCUGUUCAUUGCUGGAACUGAGACAACUAGCACCACCGUAAGAUAUGGGCUUCUGCUUCUUCUCAAAUACCCAAAGAUACAAGAGAAAGUUCAAGAAGAGAUCGACCAGGUAGUAGGCCGAUCACGAAGACCUUGCGUGGCUGACCGGACCCGGAUGCCCUACACAGAUGCAGUGGUCCAUGAAAUUCAGCGCUUCAUCUCCCUUGUCCCCCUGAGUGUCCCUCACACUGUGACCAAAGACACCCACUUCAGAGAGUACAUCAUUCCCAAGGGCACCACAAUCUUUCCCAGCCUUGAUUCUGUCCUCCAUGACAGUAAAGAGUUUCCAAACCCAAAUGAGUUCAACCCUGGACAUUUCUUGAAUGAGAAUGGCACCUUUAGGAAGAGUGAGUUCUUCAUGCCCUUCUCAGCAGGGAAGCGAAUAUGCCCUGGAGAGGGCCUGGCACGCAUGGAGAUAUUCUUACUUAUCAGCACCCUCUUGCAGAACUUUACCUUGAAGCCUGUCGUUGACCCCCAGGAACUCAGCAUAACCCCAACACUGAGCGGGACAGGCAAUGUACCUCCUGCCUACGAGCUCUGUGCUCUCCCCCGCUAAAAACCACAAAACCUCUCUCCACAGUGUCCUGAGCCUGGCUACUGCUUUACAUCGCCCUUACUAGAACCAAUGGCAGGAGCAUUGGCCCGCUUUCCCAAGGCUUCCAAGAAGGCAGCCCAAACACAGGUGCAUGCACAGA